GAAUGAGGGAUGACACACACCCCGCGUCGUGUGCGUCGUAUGUUUUCCGCCUUUCCGGCCUUCCGGCUGGAUUCCGAAUUCCGUUUUUCCCAGCGCGCACUGCCGCAUGUGAGAACGCACGCGGAUCGACGAUGGUCCCAGCCUCGCCACGCGACGCGCCGUGGUGCGACGCUGCGUUCCAUGGUCGUCGGAGCACUGCGUCCCCGCGUUGCGAACACCCGUGUGUCAGGUUGAAACGCGCUUCGCAGGCGUGAUCCAGACAAUGGGCGCGCACACAUUCACUCACAGACACACUCCCUCCAUGGAUCGUGGAGGCUGUCUGGCUGUCUGGCUGUCUCGGGUUUGGGUAUGGACAGCGAGCCCGGCGGCUCAGUCAGCCCGAAACCUAAUUUCUGGCCCGGCGCAGCCGCACUGUACUCGAGCGCACACGCACCGCGGGGCCACAACGUACUUACUGGGGACGGCUCCACGCGCCGGAACCGACGCCCCAAGUCGCCCACGCACUGGGGAGCUACAGUUUCGUAUAUUCAGACCGGCCUGGGGGUUAUCUCUCUCUCGCUCUCCAUUGCAUUCUGGUUCGUCAACAUUUAGAUCCUCGGAUUUGCCGGCCCGCUGUUCCACGCCAGGAUCUCCCAUGUCAUCGGAUAGUGAUUCGCUCGAAAAGAAGGCGCACACAGAGAAUCACACAGCCGGCGCCGGCGCGGCAGCAUAUCAGACCCAGGAGGCCAUUUAAGCUUGAGGAUGGAGGAGAGGCCCUGAUCGGUGUUGGUCCGGGCACUUUUGAACAUUUUCUCAACGUCCGCCAUCGUCGUCUUGGUCUUCUUGUUCUUCUGCUUCCCCCAGUCGCCGCCGCAGCCUUUCCGACAAGAUGCCGAACACAGACGCCUCGACGCGGCCUUUUGCAGAUCCGCUCGCGUGGCAACUUGCACACACGCGGUCGUCGGCGCACGAGAUCGCGCCGGAGAGUGUGGCCCAUGUGUCCAGAUACGCGCGGGGCCUGCAGCCCCCUCCGCCGUCGCCGCGCCCGCCGUCGAGCUCGACUGGCUCGGAGUACAGUGUGGAUCUCGAUCUGUGGACGCUGCCCGAGCCGAACGACGGGGAGGAACGCCAUGUCCAGCCCUAUCCGUUUUUCCACCCCAGCAGCCUCAGCGCCAGAUCCUCCCCAUCAUCGACCGCAAAGCCGUGGCCGUGGAUCCAGCAGGAUGCAUCCCUUCACACCUACCCGGCGGGAGGCUUCGACUUUCCGCACGACGUAUACCCGGCAUCCCAGGAGCCUAUGGGUCGCGGGCUCGAAUUUGCGUAUCCGGGACAACACCCCCUCAGUGCAUCCACCGCAGCGGACCAGUACACCCCCGCCCCAUACGCGCCGCCGUGGGACAGCGACGCCCCAGCCGACUUCCCGCUCCCGACGAUAGCACCCCUCCGCCACUCGCUCCCGACGCUGCCCCACCCGCGGACGAUCCUUCCGCGCACGUCCUGGCCGAGCACCUUCGCCGACUCCCCUACCGCCGCCGCCGAGUACGAAGCGCGCCUGUCGCGCCGGGGGACGAAGCUGCAGGCGAUGGCGUGCCUCUUCUGCCGCCACCGCAAGAUCGGGUGCCGCCGCCCGCCCGAGGACGCGCCGGACCAGACCUGCCAGCAGUGCGCGAAGCGCGGACAGCGCUGCGAGUACCCGACCGUGUCGCUGCGCGGGCACCACACGCGGCUGCGCUCCGAGAAGAAUCUGCGGCGGAUGGAGCGCGAGGCACGUGAUAUGUGUGCGGAGUUGGGUUGGGAGGGGGCGGGUGCGGCGCGGGCGUGGUAGCGUGGUUGUUGGUGUGGUUGAUGUUUUUUUUUGCUGUAUCUAGUAGUAGGGAGGGUGGAGGGUGGAUGGCGGAGAUAUACACGCGUGUCCAGGCUGGGCUUG
Molecule: messenger RNA, 1906 nt
Organism: Mycena citricolor
Lineage: Eukaryota; Fungi; Basidiomycota; Agaricomycetes; Agaricales; Mycenaceae
Source: the annotation of a GenBank genome assembly